Magnolia sinica is the source of this 1521-nucleotide messenger RNA. Its product is annotated as zeatin O-glucosyltransferase-like. Bases 20 to 1420 code for a protein of 466 amino acids. The record is from RefSeq and is a predicted model, not a curated record. Lineage: Eukaryota; Viridiplantae; Streptophyta; Magnoliopsida; Magnoliales; Magnoliaceae. Gene Ontology annotation, molecular function: UDP-glycosyltransferase activity. The transcript has a single exon.
GAUAGAUAGAAGUUAUACUAUGGAGAAAACUAGUGUCCACGAAAAACCAACGGUCGUGGUAAUCAUGGUACCAUUUCCUGCACAAGGCCACCUUAAUCAGCUCCUCCACCUCUCCCGUCUCAUAUCAGACCACGCCGUCCCAGUUCACUACGUUGGCUCAGCCACCCACAACCGUCAAGCCAAGAUCCGAGUCCAGGGCUGGAACCCUGAAACAAUCUCCACCAUCCAUUUCCAUGAUCUCCCUCUCCCUCCCUUCUCCACCCCACCACCUAACCCAAAUUCUCCCAUCAAAUUCCCCGACCACCUCCAACCAACCUUCGAUGCAACAGCCCACCUCCGCAAGCCCUUGGCCGACCUAUUCAAGACCCUUUGCACCGCAUCCCAAAGAGUCGCAAUCAUCCAUGACUCUCUCAUGUCGUUCGCCGCUCAAGAAUCAGAUAAUUACACAAAUGCAGAAGCUUUCGCUUUCCAUAGCGUCUCAGCUUACGCAUACCUCUCCUUCGAAUGGGAAGCUCUUGGCGGACAUUCCGACAAACACCUUAAGGUCUCUGAUCUACCGCCACUCUCGUCCGAGGGCUGUUUUUCCAACCGUUUCAUGGAAUUCAUGGCUCGCCAGCUCCCAAUGAUGGCAUCGUGUACAGGCCAUAUCUACAACACGUGUCGCACACUCGAAGGCGAUUAUCUAAACAUAUUGGCUCAUGAGAACGUGUGGGCCAUCGGUCCCAUGAAUCCGAUAGUUCUUGGCUACGGUGACAGUGACUCGCAUGCACGGCACACGUGUUUAGAAUGGUUAGAUAAACAACCUGAGAAGUCGGCACUCUAUAUUUCAUUCGGGACUAAUACAGCGAUAUCUGAUGAACAGAUUACGGAGUUGGCGACGGGACUCGAACGUAGCGGACAACGGUUUAUUUGGGUUGUGAGAGAAGCAGAUAGAGGAGAUAUAUUCUCACAGGUGGAAUCUGAGAUGAAGGGGAGUGAAGUGGAUGAAGAGUAUGAGAAGAAGAUCAGAGGGAGGGGAGUGAUAGUGAGGGACUGGGCCCCACAACUUGAGAUCUUGGCUCACCCGUCAACUGGCGGGUUCUUGAGUCAUUGUGGUUGGAAUUCUUGUAUUGAGAGUAUGAGCAUGGGCGUUCCAAUUGCGGCCUGGCCUAUGCAUUCUGACCAGCCAAGGAAUGCAAUGCUAGUGACGGAUGUGCUGAGGAUUGGCGUUACGGUUCGGGAGUGGAUUCGGCGGGAAGAGAUUGUGUCUGCGGCGGAUGUGGAAGGUAGUGUGAGGAAAUUGAUGGUGUCUGAAGAAGGGAAAAAUGUAGGGAGGAGAGCCGAGGAGUUGGGUGUUGGCAUUCGUGAGGCAUGGUUAGAUGGUGGGUGUUCUCACGCCGAACUCCAUUCCUUUAUUGCCCAUAUUUCAAGAGCGGUGUAGUCUCUUCUUCAAAUUAAAAUAAAAAUAAAAAUCAUCUUAUCAACUCGGGAAGUUGCAGUUAAUGAGAUUCGAUAGUUUUCUAAGUAAGAUUUUGGUUAGAU